This is a messenger RNA of Oppia nitens, 1326 nucleotides long. RefSeq names its product homeobox protein Hox-A1-like. The transcript is spliced from 3 exons. Lineage: Eukaryota; Metazoa; Arthropoda; Arachnida; Sarcoptiformes; Oppiidae. Gene Ontology annotation, cellular component: nucleus. Bases 1 to 1326 code for a protein of 441 amino acids. The record is from RefSeq and is a predicted model, not a curated record. Gene Ontology annotation, molecular function: RNA polymerase II cis-regulatory region sequence-specific DNA binding; DNA-binding transcription factor activity, RNA polymerase II-specific. Gene Ontology annotation, biological process: regulation of transcription by RNA polymerase II.
AUGAUUAUGAACUCUAAUGUUGUUUAUGGGGCCAGUGUUUGUCAUAAUGGCUCCGCAACCAGUGAUUACCAGAACUAUCACCACAAUCACCCAGAUUUGACAUAUUAUCAGACUUCCAAUGAAUUGUCAACUGCAUCGACAACUGGCAUCAUAUCCGGGGCCACACCAAACACUAACCAUCAUUCAUAUGCAUCGCCAUUGCAUAUGUCAUCACAAGUGCACCAAUUUGGAGAUGGUAUUAUCAGUGAACCCAAUGGAUUGAGUUAUACUAAUUUAGACACCCAGUUAUCACAACCAAAUUAUGCCACAAAUCCUGUCCCACCACAUCACCAAAGACUUAGUCAUUAUAGUGAUGCCAGAUCUGGUGCUGUAGUACCACAAGCACCUCCAUUAGGUCCGCCUGUAGCUCAAGGCCCACCACAGUUGUCAGUCACACCAACACAUCAAAGCUAUACUCAUCAAUACAGGGACUUCUCGCACACCGAUGGCCCACAAUUAUCGUCAGGACAUCAGGACAUGUUAACCGCAUUAUCUGAUUGUGCCGUCAGAACAGGCAUUUCAGGCACACCAACAACAACACCUCAAUACUCGACAUAUUUAGACACAAGUUUAUUAUCGCGAAGAAAUAGUAAUUCAGUCCAUCAAACGAGUAUACAUUCGGCACAUUAUGGAGACGCCCAACCAUUUGCCGAUAUGACAUGUGGUCAACUAAAUGGUACGGCCUAUCAUUUAAAUCAUUUGGCAUCACAUUUGCAUCACUCGCCACAUCAUACCCAUCACCCGCAUCAUCACUCGGCCUCAACACGACAGUCCCAAAACAAUUCAAUAUCGGCAGCACCAGUGCCUCAAUACAAGUGGAUGCAAGUGAAGAGAAAUAUACCAAAACCUAACUUAAACAAAGCGCCGGAUUUCAGUUUCAAUGGAGGGCCUCAAUCAGCGAUCGCCGUCUCUAACUGUGCCUCAUCUGCCAGUCUGGCAGCUGGUCUCGCGGCCAACAAUACGGGCAGAACUAACUUUACCACAAAACAGUUAACCGAAUUAGAAAAGGAGUUUCAUUUUAAUAAGUACUUAACUCGCGCGCGAAGGAUUGAAAUCGCAACCGCUUUACAGUUAAAUGAAACUCAGGUUAAGAUUUGGUUUCAAAAUAGACGAAUGAAACAAAAGAAGCGAAUGAAAGAAGGAUUGAUACCAUCGGACACAUCAACACCUCCGCCGUCGGGAAAUCGCGAAAACUCAUCGCUUACUCAACACUCGGACUCAUCAAAUCCGGCUUCACUUUCACCGACUUCUCCCAAACUAAAUGACGGCUCUUCAGGUCCACAGUAA